AUGGCGUCUUUCCAGGAAGAACCCUUAGCAGCCGGUCUGCUUACGGUUCUUGUCUCCUCUUUCGCUCCUACACCGACCGCCGUCGCGUCCGCGUCUUCUUCGCUCCAACAUCUCCCAGCACAAACAUCAGGUUCGGACUCUCACAAUGGCGGUCAAGGAGGAGGACAUAUGCAUGAAUGGUCUUCGUUGAUCGGUAUUGUGACCGCAUUAGUGGGGAAUAUACUCAUAUCUCUGGCGCUCAAUAUCCAGCGGUACGCGCACAUCCGGAUUGAAAAGGAAUGGGAGCAGAGUAAGCUUCAGAAAGAACUAGAAUGGAAACGCGCGCAUUCGGCUCGCGAUGCAGCAGCAGUCUACGGAGCAGUUGCGGAGUAUGAAGAGGAUGUUGAAUACAGACGCGAGAGAGAGAGAGCCCCGUACUCUCGCUAUCGCGAUCAGUCGCCGGAUUCUGGACCGGAGUUGCCAGAGGAGUUCUUACGGCGGAGCAACGAGUUCUCGGAGGAUGAUUCGGACUCACGCAGCGGACCGCACGAGUCCUUUCUCUCUGAUCAGACCAUCCGUCCCGGGGAUAAGAGUCCGCGCUAUGGCCGUCGCAAGUCGUACCUCCGUUCGCCGUACUGGUGGGCUGGUAUCGUGCUGAUGAGCCUUGGUGAGGUCGGUAACUUCAUGGCUUAUGGGUUUGCGCCCGCGUCCAUUGUGUCGCCUUUGGGUGUGGUCGCGUUGAUAUCGAAUUGCGUCAUUGCCCCGAUCAUGCUCAAGGAGAAAUUCCGCCAACGUGAUCUUUGGGGUGUUCUUGUUGCGGUCGCUGGUGCCGUGGUGGUGGUCCUUAGCGCUAAUUCGUCGGAAGAAAAGAUUGGGCCACACGAUAUCUGGGUUAUGAUAACGCGCUGGGAGUUCGAGCUGUACCUGGGUCUCACUGCAGGCUUGAUAGUGGCUCUGAUGUGGGUGAGCAAGAAGUAUGGCGCGCAAUCAAUUCUCGUCGAUGUCGGACUGGUCGCCCUUUUUGGUGGAUAUACCGCGCUGUCGACAAAAGGCGUUUCCUCACUCUUGUCAUUUACGCUAUGGCAUGUCAUCACCUUUCCCAUCACUUAUCUCCUGGUGUUUGUCCUGGUAUUUAGCGCUCUGAUGCAGAUCCGCUACAUCAACCGGGCUUUACAGCGCUUUGAUUCCACACAAGUCAUCCCAACGCAAUUUGUGCUCUUUACGCUCUCAGUCAUCAUAGGGAGUGCAGUGCUCUACCGCGACUUUGAAUCAUACACGCUCGAGCGUGCAGCAAAGUUCGUUAGUGGUUGUCUCUUGACAUUCCUUGGCGUAUACUUUAUCACCAGUGGCAGAGUCCGUGCGGACGAUGACUCCUCAUCUUUUUCUGUCGAAGACGAGGAAGAAGCAAUUGGACUUAUAGGGGGAGAGCGCUACCGCGAUCGGGCGGAUAUGACCCCCCCAUUCCACCAAGCAAAGAAACACCAGCCUGGCUAUAGAUUCUCGGAGCCCCGAGAGAACGAAUUUCCGUCACCCUCCGGGUCUUUGCUUAGUCAGGGGAUUGAAGGUGUUGAUGAAGACCAGCUCAAUCCCAGGGGCGCUUUGUCUGCUGCACCUUCGUCCCCUGUUGGCUCACUGACGGCUGAAUCUUUCUCCCAUCCAUCCCCAGAGCAACCAUCUCUGCACUCACAAUCGUUGUUGACAAACCCCUGGGCGGACCAUUUAGAGCAGCACGUACACCCUUCGAAAUCCACUCUGGAACAGCCCAAGCAGCCAGAACAGACGAACGCUCCUUCAGCCGUCCUUUUACAAUUUCCACCCGCACCUGGCAUCGAAGAGCACGCUCCCCGUGCGCCGUCUCCUACCAAAGUCGAUCACGCUGAGUCGGCUGACAGGGCCGUCGUUGUUCCCCAGACUCCACCGCCUGCAAGGAACCUGCGCAAUUCUAUUUCGAAACAUUUCUCGCCGGGCCCGCUGCUUCCUACGCUGUCGGGGGGGUUCAGUGCGGUUGUGGCCGAAUCACUCCGACGUGGCGAGACGAGUCCGCUGAAGGACCGAAAGACUUAUAAACGAUCGAGGAGGAAGCAGUUGAGCACAACUGUCUUGGACGGGUUUCCCCGCAAUAGGGAUAGUGACCCCAGGAAUCCCCCAGAAGGAACCGACGCAGGCGUCGAGAAUGGCCAACCUUUACCAUUCCAUAUCGCAACAGCUCGACUCCAUUCUACAGGUGACCUUCCCACCGCCCCUGGUAGGGUUGGCGAUGCCCUUCCCGUCACUGAUUCAACAAAUCAGACCGGCAACCAGGUUGCUGAUGAUAUUACCACACUUACCCGUCUUCGCAGCUUGAGCGAUUCAUGGAGUGGCGGCUUGGCCUGGCUUGGUGGUGCUCUCCGAAAACCGAACACAAGCAACACCAACCGUGAAUCGAGCAGUGCAACAGCAGUGGAAACAGACGAACAUGAGCAUGGACAUAGUGCAGAUACGCAUGGUCCACCAUGA
Molecule: messenger RNA, 2475 nt
Organism: Aspergillus clavatus NRRL 1
Lineage: Eukaryota; Fungi; Ascomycota; Eurotiomycetes; Eurotiales; Aspergillaceae
Product: DUF803 domain membrane protein
Exons: 2
Coding region: 1-2475 (824 amino acids)
Biological process (GO): magnesium ion transport
Cellular component (GO): membrane
Molecular function (GO): magnesium ion transmembrane transporter activity
Source: RefSeq, a predicted model, not a curated record